Molecule: messenger RNA, 948 nt
Organism: Perkinsus marinus ATCC 50983
Lineage: Eukaryota; Perkinsozoa; Perkinsida; Perkinsidae
Product: Palmitoyltransferase ERF2, putative
Exons: 9
Coding region: 1-927 (308 amino acids)
Biological process (GO): protein targeting to membrane; peptidyl-L-cysteine S-palmitoylation
Cellular component (GO): Golgi apparatus; endoplasmic reticulum
Molecular function (GO): protein-cysteine S-palmitoyltransferase activity
Source: RefSeq, a predicted model, not a curated record
AUGCCCUCGACAGAGGCCUAUGUCCCCUGUUUGCAUGACCCUCAAGUACCAGCAUCGAUGUAUUUCCUUGGUGUUGCACCCUGGCUUUGGCGGGACGAUGAUCGAGGCUAUGGAGUCUUCGUGGUAGCUGAGGAUACCCUUCUCUGGGUUGUAAUCAAUCUGUGUCUUUUCCUUCUCACCUGCACCAUGUUCUUGAUGACAACAAUGACCGACCCUGGGAUAAUCCCCAGAAGGGAGAUACAGAUAGCCUCGGCGUCUUCUGUCGCCACGCGCGAACAGCUGGGCCUCGUUCCGCACCCGUAUGAGGAUUCUUUGUACUUGCGUACUGAUACUGGCUUGUUGGACUUCCAACACGAAGUCCAACCAGAUGAGCUCACAGAUGAGCAGAUGAACGAAGGUUAUAAGUGGUGUCGAACGUGUCGAGUGGUGCGCCCACCGAGAGCCUCCCAUUGCGCGGAUUGUGACAACUGUGUCAUGCAGUUCGAUCAUCAUUGCCCUUUUGUUGGUAACUGCAUUGGCCGACGAAACUACUUAUACUUCAACAUGUUUAUAUAUGCGGCACUGUGUCUUGGUGCUUCUGUCAUUGUAGGAUUAGUAUUAUGGACCUCAGGCCAGCGAAGUGAGACGUCACUUUCGGACAACACUAUAACUUUGCUCGUAACAAUAGUGUCGAUCCCAACAGCUAUAGUUAUGCUACUUGGAGUCAUUCUCGGCUGUUAUCAUGCAUGGCUAGCAUACGCAGGGUACACCACUAAGGAGUACCUGACUGGACGCCGCUCGCAUGACACUGGUCGGCAUCUUAGCACUUUAAGCUCACGAGGGCCGAGUCUUAUACCGGACCUUACUCAAGAGGUUCGAAUUAGAUCCGGAGCGAUAGAUCUCCGUGAGAGAACUUCGUCUGUUCAAGAGAUGCAAGAGCGGCUGUGAUCUGUAUGUAUUUUUUCAAUA